AUGGAGGAGGCAACUGAAGCGGCCUACUUUUCCCAGCAACCCCAGGACCAGGUAGUGGUCGCAGGCCAAUCGGUGACUCUUCCCUGUGUGAUUGUGGGAUAUCGAGGCAUGGUGCAGUGGACAAAAGACGGCCUGGCCCUGGGCGGCGAGAGAGAUUUGCCGGGCUGGGCGCGCUAUUCCCUGAUGGGUGAUCCGCUGCUAGGUGAACACAACCUGGUGAUCACGUUGGCGGAGCUGGCAGACGACGCUGUGUACGAGUGUCAGGCCACGCAGGCGGCGCUGCGGUCCCAUCGGGCUAAACUCACUGUGCUGGUGCCUCCAGGAGACCCCGUGGUGGAGGGGGGUCCAGUGGUACGACUGAAAGCCCACAAACCACACAACCUGACCUGCAGGGCCUCCGGAGCCAAACCUGCCGCUGAAAUCACCUGGUAUCGUGACGGAGAAAUGCAGCAUACUGCCGUCUACUCUAAGACUCUAAUGGAGGAUGGAAAGAGGGAGUUGGCAGUUAGCAUGUUGCCUUUGGUUCCGGAAGAUAAGGAUUCUGGCCGAACAUACACGUGUAGAGUGCUUAACUCCGCCGCGCCAGCUGGACGGCAAACGUCCGUCACAAUCAACGUCCAACAUCCACCAUCAGUGACUUUAUCAGUUCAGCCACAGACUGCGAUGGAAGGGGCCAAGGUCGUGUUCAUCUGCGCGGCCAGUGCUAAUCCUGAGAUCAUAAGCUAUAGGUGGUCCAAAGGCGGGGUUCCCAUCCCAGAAGCCAAUGGGGAUAGGCUGGAGGUGACGGUGGACCACUCAUACUUCACUGACCCUGUGUCCUGCGAGGUCUCCAACUCUGUGGGCAGUACCAACGUCAGCACGCUGGUGGACGUCCAAUUCGGGCCCAGACUGUUGUCAGAACCUAGGCCGUUGACAGUGGACAUUGGGAUGGAUGCUGCUUUCACCUGCUCCUGGACAGGCAACCCUCCCCUAACUCUAGCCUGGACCAAACAGGGUUCUAAUGUGGUACUCAGUAACGGUAACACACUUCAGCUGAAAGCCGUCACACAAGAGGAUGCUGGGACGUACACCUGCAAGGCCAUCGUUCCGAGGAUUGGCGUUGCGGAGAGGGACGUUACACUCACCGUCAACGGACCCCCUAUCGUGACGGCAGAAGCUACGCAGCAGGCCAUGAAGCAUUCUAAGGGUAAAGUGGAGUGUCGGGUUGGCAGCAGUCCACCUCCUGACAAGAUAGUGUGGACCUUUGGAAACGAAAGCCUAACGGCAGGGUCCUCAGGCCGUUUCUCAGUGAAGACGGUCAGCGGCGAGCACGGGGUCCUGUCGAUGCUCGUUUUGUCCGAGACCCUCCCUCAGGACUUUCAGCUACGUUACAACUGCACCGCCUGGAACCGCUUCGGAACCGGGACCACGUUGAUCACUCUUCAGGAGCAAGCGGGUAUGCCCAUGCUAAUCAUCGUCGGUGCAUCCGUGGGUGGAGGAUGCAUCUUAAUCAUUUGCAUCAUCACCUUAGUCUCCAUCUGCUGCCGUCACACUGACAAAGGUAAAAAGGGUACACGACUUUCCAAGAGUGACAUCCGCGUGCAAAUCGUGCACAGCGACCACAAGGCAAACUGUGACAAUGACGAGGAGGAUGUGAAAGAGCCGAUGGCUCCCAAUAGCAGCGAGUCUCCAGGGACAUCUCGCACGGAGCACAGUGAUCUGCUGGAGGAGGAAGAUGACGAGAGAACUGACAUCAAAGACCCUACCAAUGGCUACUACAACGUGCGUAGCCAUGACGACCGGCACAUUCGUAGCGGCUUCUCCGAGUAUGUGCCAAACACCCGUGCAGUCUACACUCCUUCGCAGCUUCCUUCGCAGAGUCCGCUGUACGUCCAGCACCCCGUCCAGCCGCGAAUCUACGACUUUGUGCACCGUUACGCCACCACCACCGGUUCCCACACCACCUACGAACAGCAGCAGCAACCGCAGCAGCAACAACCGCAGCAGCAGAGCCCCAACAUCUACCCAACCGAACCCCUCUACGGAGACUCCGCCUACUUACCUGCUACCUACGGCCGUGCCUUCACCAGCUACGUCAAGCCGGCCUCGUUCGAGAAAGUGGACGCCUACGAGCAUUCGGACCAGGCCAGCAAGUUGUCCAGCUCCUCGUGUUUCUCCUACGCGUCGUCCCAAGUGUCGUCGCAGCAGUCGGACUACGGGAGGCCUUCACAGCAGCGCAUGCAAACUCACGUGUGA
Molecule: messenger RNA, 2235 nt
Organism: Chanos chanos (milkfish)
Lineage: Eukaryota; Metazoa; Chordata; Actinopteri; Gonorynchiformes; Chanidae
Gene: kirrel2
Product: kirre like nephrin family adhesion molecule 3, like
Exons: 15
Coding region: 1-2235 (744 amino acids)
Biological process (GO): cell-cell adhesion
Cellular component (GO): cell-cell junction; plasma membrane
Molecular function (GO): cell adhesion molecule binding
Source: RefSeq, a predicted model, not a curated record